This is a messenger RNA of Amaranthus tricolor (Joseph's coat), 755 nucleotides long. Its product is annotated as 50S ribosomal protein L22, chloroplastic-like. Gene Ontology annotation, molecular function: structural constituent of ribosome. The record is from RefSeq and is a predicted model, not a curated record. The transcript has a single exon. Bases 150 to 755 code for a protein of 201 amino acids. Gene Ontology annotation, biological process: translation; ribosome assembly. Lineage: Eukaryota; Viridiplantae; Streptophyta; Magnoliopsida; Caryophyllales; Amaranthaceae. Gene Ontology annotation, cellular component: large ribosomal subunit; ribosome.
GACACGCAAAAAACGAUAAUAAAUCUCGUCGUUAAGUUUAACCAAUUUUUUAUUUAUUAAUUAUUUAUUAUUAUAGUUUUAUAGUUAAUUUUUUUAUUUUUAUUAUAGUUAAAAUUAAUAUAAUAAAUAUAGAUGCUUAUCCUUUAUUAAUGGAGGUAAACUUUAUGGGUUUGUUUAAAAAAAAAAAAAAGAAGGAAGAAUUUGAUUACAUGCGUCUGUACCAGUGGCGUCUAAAAGAGGAAUACGAAUCAGGGAAACCCGAUGAGAUAACUACUAGAGGUCAAUCUAUAUCGAUGUCUGCUGAUAAAGCCAGAAGACUAAUUGAUCAGAUUCGUGGGCGUUCCUACGAAGAAACCCUUAUGAUAUUAGAACUUAUGCCCUAUCGAGCAUGUUAUCCUAUUUUUAAAUUGAUUUAUUCUGCAGCAGCAAAUGCUAGUCACAAUAGAAAAUUUAACAAAGCGAACUUAAUUAUUAGUAAAGCUGAAGUUAAUAAAGGCACUACCAUGAAAAAAUUAAAACCGCGAGCUCGCGGACGUAGUUUCAUGAUAAAAAAACCUACUUGUCACAUAACUAUUGUAUUAAGAGAUACAAGCUUCUUUGAUGGAUAUGAAAAAUAUAUAGAAAGUUUAAUUCCAGAUGAUAUAUUAACUUUGUUCCGUGUUAUGCCUUUAGGUAGGCGAGUAGAACUUUUUUCUGGUCGUUAUCUGGAUAAGUUUAAAUUAAAGUCUAUGUUUUACCGUCUAGGUAUAUUAUAA